GAAAUAUCGACUUCUCCUUUCCCACCCUUGGUUUCCCAACAGCGUUCUUCACGCUUCUGCUCACUGUCACUCUGUCCAAUCUUUAAUCGAGAGGGUACGGAGGCCAAUGCUGCCGCCGUUGCCGGAGACAAGCUCAUAUUGUUAUUGCUCUGAAAAACACCAUAAAAACCGAGUUGCAAAGGUUUAAAUUCGAACACGAACGACGGAGCAAAGGGGGGAAAAUAAGGAGGCCCAAGUAGAAAAGCGAACUUGAUGUCGAUGAUCGCUCCGUUGCGAUACUUGAUGUCGCCAAAGAGACGAAAUAUGGCGGGUUCUCUGUUACUUGGUACGCUUCUCUAUCGCUCUCUCUUCUGUCAUGCUUGUAAACACUUAAUGUCUCGAUCUUCAAUCUUUUCGACUACUGACAAAAUCCUUGUUGCUUUAAAUCACUCUACAUCUGCACCUCAUACACCCCACUGGAAUAGUCUUUCAGAAUUCUCCUUCAACGCAAGUUUCACGAAAUCAUCGGCACUUUGGUCGACAUCGUUGUCUUCUUCGUCUUCUCUUUCAAUUGUACCGGAUUCUUCGUCGAAACCCAUUUCAAAUCCCCUCUACAAUUUCCUUGCCCCUACCCAGAACCCCAAUAAUAUAGUCAGCCUCAUUUGUUCAAGCCUUAAACAGAAAAGUUUUCACCUUAAUCUUCUUCAGAAUGAUAUCAAAGAUAUUCUUCCACAUAUGGGUCCCCGUGAAAUUUCAAAGAUUUUGCUGAGGUGCCAGUCUGACUGCUCUUCGGCUCUAACUUUUUUCAAUUGGGUUAAAAAUGACUUGGGCAUCAGACCCACUGUUCAAAACUAUUGUAUAAUUGUUCACAUACUUACUUGGUCACGAAUGCGCCCACAGGCCAUGAAAUUGUUGUCAGAAUUAAUACAUUUAGUUGAGCAAGUUUCUCCAAAUGAGGAUGUAUUUCAAAAUCUUGUUGCGUGUACUGAGGAUUGUAAUUGGAGUCCUCUUAUCUUUGAUAUGCUCACCAAGGCUUAUCUUAAGGUGGGUAUGGUUGAGAAGGGAUUAGGAACUUUCAGAAAAACCAUAGAGGCUGGUUUUAUCCCUAGUGUUAUAGUCUGCAAUUUUCUGUUAAAUGGGUUAUCCAAAUUUAAUUAUAUUGGUCACUGUUGGGAAGUAUAUGAAGAGAUGGGAAGACUUGGGAUACACAGGAAUGGUCACACCUUCAACAUUUUGACCCAUGUUCUGUGCAAAAUUGGAGAUACAAAUAAGGUGAAUGGAUUCCUGGAGAAGAUGGAAGAAGAAGGAUUUGAACCUGACUUAGUUACGUAUAACACACUGGUUAAUAGCUAUUGCAGGCAAGGAAGGUUGGGAGAUGCAUUCCAUCUGUAUAAGAUCAUGUACAGGAGGGGUGUGAUGCCUGAUUUGAUUACGUACACAGCCUUGAUGAAUGGCCUCUGUCGAGAGGGGAAGAUCAGGGAAGCUCAUCAACUUUUCCAUAGGAUGGUUAACAGAGGGCUAGAUCCUGACAUUGUGUCAUAUAAUACUCUCAUAUUUGGUUACUGUAAAGAAGGUAAGAUGCAUGUAUCUAGAUCGCUGUUGUAUGAUAUGAUUGGAAAUGGGGUUUGCCCAGACAGUUUCACUUGUAGGCAUAUCGUUGAAGCAUAUGGAAGAGAUGGAAAACUGCUUGCAGCAUUGAAUCUGAUUGUGGAGCUUCAGAGGUUUAGAAUUAAGAUUCCUAAUGAUGUAUUUGAUUAUCUUAUUAUCGCAUUGUGUCAGGAAGGUCGACCUUUUGCUGCCAGAAAUCUUUUAGAAAGAAUCUCUCAUGAUGGUUAUGUGCUAGAAAAAACCACAUACAAUCAAAUUAUUGAAUCCCUAUGUGUAGUUGAUAAUGUGGACGAUGCGGUAGUAUUAAAAUCUGAGAUGAUAAAGAAGAGUAUGAAGCCAAAUCUCACAGCAUAUGGAGCUAUUAUAAGCUGUUUGUGCAGAAACAACAGGAAUUGGGAAGCUGAAAGGUUAUUGGAAGAAAUGGUUAAAAUGGGUUUUCUACCUGAUAAAGAAAUAUGCAGGGCGCUAAUCAAAAGUUGUUGCAAGGAGAGGAAUGUUGAUAAAGCAGAGUCAUUAUUGAAAUUAUUUGCCAAGGAGUUUCAAGUUUACGAUAAUGAAAGCUACAAUGCAAUUGUUGAAGUCUCUUCUGAGAUUGGUCAAUUUACCGAGUUGAUGGAGCUUCAGGAUAGGCUGCAAAAUGUGGGAUAUGCUCCAAAUAGUUUAACAAUUAAGCAUGUAAUCCAUGGACUGCAGAAAAUAGUGAAACAAGAAUAGAGAAGCCGGGCCAUCGCAUGCUUCAAGUGUAGCAUAACUUUUGGCAUAGGUUCCGUAUACAGCCUCUAGGCCACCUGAUGACCUGAUGCAUGGCAUUCUUGACUCUUAAGUAAAAUUAUCAAUGAUACAUGAGAUCAUGGGGAGAGGCAAACCAGAAACACCUGAUUUGGUCACACUCAGGAUCGUUAAACAAUGAAUUGGGUCUAUAAAUUGAGGAUUGGGUAGACAUGAUAGCUUGCAGUAAAACACUGCGGACUCACUGGGAUCAAUUGCAAUAUAUUGACCAAAUUUUCACACGUUCCAACUUUUCUGACAGAGAAGUCAGAGCAACGCCUUGGAACGAAAUAU
Neltuma alba is the source of this 2649-nucleotide messenger RNA. Its product is annotated as pentatricopeptide repeat-containing protein At5g40400-like. NCBI's taxonomy places the organism in Eukaryota, Viridiplantae, Streptophyta, Magnoliopsida, Fabales, Fabaceae. Gene Ontology annotation, molecular function: protein binding; mRNA binding. The record is from RefSeq and is a predicted model, not a curated record.